Molecule: messenger RNA, 2697 nt
Organism: Pristis pectinata (smalltooth sawfish)
Lineage: Eukaryota; Metazoa; Chordata; Chondrichthyes; Rhinopristiformes; Pristidae
Gene: tex11
Product: testis expressed 11
Biological process (GO): meiotic cell cycle
Molecular function (GO): protein binding
Source: RefSeq, a predicted model, not a curated record
AUGGAAAGUGGUUUGGGUGACUGCUAUGGAUUUGCUGAAGAGCUAUUGAAAAAUGAGUUAGUUCGAGAUGUAGAGGAAGUGAUUGACAUGCUGUUUGAUAAAGUUGCAGUUUUGGAUGAAGCAGAGAGUAACAAAAUCAAGGAUACACAGAUGGAAGAGUGUGCUAUUAAUCUGUGGAACUGGGCAGUAACCAAAAGACUAGAAUCCUCAAUUAAUGACGAACAAAGGACAAAAUUGCGUCAUGUAGCCUGCAAGCUUGCCCAUUUGAGUGAUUGUGCUGAUCCCACUGCAGUGUCACUGCAAAGACAAAUACUGAUGUUCACAAAAACUGGACGAAGCUGGCUAGACUGUAGGAAGCCACUGCUGGCAAAUGGAUUUCUGGACUUGGCCGUGACAAGUUUGGAAAUGUUAUAUGCAAAGCUAAUGGCUGGAUCUGAUGGACUACCAGAUGUAAAUGUUCUUAAGAAUGAUGUGGAAAAGGACCUUUUCAAAGUGCAUUCCUAUCAGGCAGAAUCAGCUGUGAUUCAGUGUGAUCAUAAGAAUGCAGUGACUUGUAUCCAGCGCUGUAAAGAUAUGCUGCUCAGAAUGCCAAAGGAGACAGGUUAUUUGUCCCUGCUGUGUUACAAUUUUGGAGUAGAAACUUAUCAGCAGAAGAAAUACGAAGAAAGUGCUUUCUGGUUGAGUCAGAGCUAUGACAUUGGGAAAAUGGAUAAAAGAUAUUCCCCAGGUUCUCCUGUGCAGGCCAAGGUUUUGCGUUUAUUGGCUAAUGUUUAUCUGGAGUGGGACAUCAAGCAACACCAGGAGAGAGCUCUCAAUGCUGUCAUUUUGGCAAAUGAAGAAAAUCCCCAUCCAGCUGGACUGUUCUUAAAGAUAAAAAUCCUUUUGAGCUGUGCUUUUCCUGAUGAAACUGUUUCUGCAGCUGUCAGCGAUCUCCUUGGAAAAGUAUCACUUACUGUUUGUCUUGAAGCUGCAAAACUACUAAUGGAACAUGACCGAGAUGUGCUGUCCUUUGAAUUUCUGACAACUCUGUCCAAGCGGUUUGAAACCUGUCAUGAUAUUGGGAAGAUUUUGCUGGUGCACUUUAUGCAACUUUUACAGAGAGGCAAAGAGCUCCUUGCCAAACAAAAAAUAGAAGACAUUAUUGCAGGUCAUUACACAGGGAAAAGGCUUUCAUCAGAAAUUCUAACUCAAUUUCACAUCGUUCUCUGGGAAAGAGCUGCCAAGUAUUUUGAGGUGCAGAAUUAUACUGAGGCACUCCAGUGGUACAGUUAUUCAUUAAGCUUUUUUUCUGCUGGGCAAAUGGAUCAGAAUCUAGCUAGACUGCAAAGAAACAGGGCAUCGUGCUAUCUACAUCUGAAUCAGAAGGAAAAGGCAAAAGAUGCCAUAAAAGAAGCAGAACAAAUUGACCCCGAUAAUAUCUUCACACAGUUCAGUGUCUACAAAAUUGCCAUUUUGGAAAACGAUGUACAAAAAGCUGUGCAGGCAAUUAAAACCAUAGGGAAACUUGCAGAAAAACCAGAAGGAUACGAGGAUAAUAUGUUAACCAACAAAAUCCCAGUGACUGAUUUUUUGAGUCUUGCUGCACAAGUCGCUCUCGAGAAUGACCAGGAUGAUGCUGCCAGAAAAGCAUUUGAGUAUUUAUGUGAAUAUUCCCAAGACAGUACUCAAUUAUUCACAGCUCUCAGAUAUGAACGACUGGACUUACUGUUAACGUAUUUGAAGACUGCUCAUAAGAAACUGAUAAGUCAGUUAGCUGAAGGGAAGAUGAGUGUUGAGCUGAAAAGUAGUGAAGCCAAUUGGUUUCGAAAAAUAGCAUGGAAUUCAGCACUGCAGUGUGAAGACUGCCCAGCCAAAAUGAGAGAGUUCUUCACUCUUUCUUAUCAGUUUUCACAGAUGCUGUCAGUUGAUAAGACCAUUUUGGUAGGUCAAAAGACUUGUUUACUAAUGGCCGCAGCAGCUAGCCUGGAGAUUGGUCGAAAAACAACAAAUACUUCAGAGCAGAUUGGAAGUCUGACUCAAGCAAGGGAGGAUAUUCAAGCUUGUUGGGAGAUUUGGGCAACAUUGAAAUCCACAGCUGCAGGUGACGUCUCAAAAGAUCCUACAGAGACCCUACUGCUACUUUAUGAAUUUGAAGCCAGGGCUAAAUUGAAUGAUCCUGAAUUAGAGAAUGUACUAGAGAGAAUCUUACAGCUACAGCAAUUAGAACCUAAAACACUGGAAACUCUGGCAGCAUUAUCCAUGGAAUCUCCUGCUCACUACCCUUCACUCUGUAAAAAGGCAUUGAAGAUUGCAUUAUCUCUUCAAAAGAAGCAACCUUGUAUGGAUGUAAUACGGUGCAGUAAGUUUUUGCACAGUCUGAUCCAGAUCUCACUCCCGACAGGAGUGACGGAAAUUGAACCUCGGAUUCUGGAGGAAGUCUUCUUCUAUGAGGAAGCAUUAGUUAUUACUGAGAGCUCGCAGGAGGAAUACCCAGAGAUUGAGAUCCUGUGGCUAAUGACUCGAGCUUGGAACACUGGAGCUUCCUUGUAUAGUUUUGCAAAAUAUUCUGAAGCAGAACAAUGGUGUGGCCUUGGAAUGCGUUUUCUGAAACAUCUGGGUUCUCUCAGGACCAGCUAUGAAAGUCAGAUGAUGGGGCUCUACACUGAAAUUUUGGAUAGAAUGGAUAGAGAAAAGAAGAUACUCCCCAUUGAAGAGUAA